Suncus etruscus (white-toothed pygmy shrew) is the source of this 954-nucleotide messenger RNA. Its product is annotated as olfactory receptor 10A5-like. Bases 1 to 954 code for a protein of 317 amino acids. Gene Ontology annotation, molecular function: G protein-coupled receptor activity; olfactory receptor activity. Gene Ontology annotation, biological process: G protein-coupled receptor signaling pathway. Gene Ontology annotation, cellular component: membrane. Lineage: Eukaryota; Metazoa; Chordata; Mammalia; Eulipotyphla; Soricidae. The record is from RefSeq and is a predicted model, not a curated record. The transcript has a single exon.
AUGGCUGGAGGAAACUGGACAAGAUUUAGUGAGUUUAUCCUCAUUAGUUUUUCUUCACUGCCAGCCGAAGUGCAGUCACUACUUUUCCUGACAUUUCUAAUCAUCUACUUGAUCACAUUAACAGGAAACAGCCUCAUCAUUUUCGUUACCUUGACUGAUCCCAUGUUGCAGAGUCCCAUGUACUUCUUUCUCAGGAACUUGUCCUUUCUGGAGAUUGGUUUCAACCUAGUCAUUGUGCCCAAAAUGUUAGGAACUCUGCUUGCCCAAGAAACAACUAUCUCCUUUUUGGGCUGUGCCACUCAAAUGUAUUUCUUCUUUUUCUUCGGAGUGGCUGAAUGUGUCCUCCUUGCUACCAUGGCAUAUGACCGCUAUGUAGCCAUCUGCAAUCCUUUGCACUACCCAGUUAUCAUGAAUCAAAAGACCUGUACCAAACUAUCUGUUGUCUCCUGGUUUCCAGGUUUCCCUAUCGCUACUGUACAAGCUACAUGGCUUUUUAGCUUUCCAUUCUGUGGCACUAAUAAAGUAAACCACUUCUUCUGUGACAGUCCACCUGUGCUGAAGCUGGUAUGUGCAGAUACAACACUGUUUGAGAUCUAUGCAAUUGUUGGAACUGUUUCAGUUGUCAUGAUACCCUGCCUGCUAAUUUUAUGUUCCUACACUCGCAUUGCUGCUGCCAUCCUCAAGAUUCCAUCAGCUAAGGGGAAACAUAAAGCUUUCUCUACUUGUUCUUCCCACCUCCUUGUUGUCUCCAUUUUCUAUGUAUCCUUAAGUCUCACCUAUUUUCGUCCAAAGUCUAAUAAUUCCCCAGAGAGCAAGAAGAUGCUGUCAUUGUCCUACACAGUUGUGACUCCAAUGCUGAAUCCCAUCAUCUACAGCUUGAGAAACAAUGAGGUGAAGAAUGCCCUUGUAAGGACCUUCCACAAGGCCUUUCAUCUUAAAAACUAUAUUCAAUAG